AUGGUCAUUUUGGAAAUAUGCUUGAUUGUCGCGCUCGCUGCUCACGGCCAAACUGCACGGUGUCCUGCUCCCAUAUCGACAGUAAGUCUAUUAAAAGAAACAAUGUUGACUGUUUGUUAUAGCCAGCGACGGAAACAAGUUCAUCAACGACUUAUCUUCUAACCAGCACAUUCACUUCUACUAUAACCACGACUCAACAACCAAACACCUCGACAGUUACGUCUACCACCACUCAGGAGCCGACUACGUCCACUGUGACUUCGACUACAACUCAAGAACCUAGUUCAUCGACAGUCCCCUCGACGACGACUCAGGAGCCGGCUUCGUCUACUGUGAUGUCGACUACCACCCAGGAGCCGAGUACACUGACAGUUACGUCUACCACCACUCAAGAACCUAGUUCAUUGACGAUUACGUCUACCACCACUCAGGAGCCGACUACGUCUACUGUGACUUCGACUACCACCAUGGAGCCGAGUACAUCCACUGUCACCUCCACAACGACCCAGGAGCCGAGUACACCGACAGUUACGUCUACCACCACUCAGGAGCCGACUACGUCUUCUGUGACUUCGACUACAACCCAGGAGCCGACGACUUCAGAUCCAUAUCCAGAAAGAUGUAACUCGCUUCAUGCACGUUCCUGUAUUCAUUCUGAUUUACAGCUAACUGCACUUGCGCAGCCGAUAUUCCUGUUAUUCAGCUUACCAGCAGCGAUGGCAUGUACAAUGACACAUUUUGGAGCGAACAGAGUGCAGUGAUUGCUGCUAAUUGGGAUUCCUCGUAUACCACUGUCGUUAAAAUUGUCAACCAGUUGUCCAACACGAGCUGCUCAAACCAAAUUCAAUGCAGUUAUCAAAAGGGAAACGGAUUCGAAUACGUGCAAGGAAACUUGUUCGUUGGAUAUGAGAAUGGAACCGUGAGAGCUGGAAAGUUUAACAAGAAAAACAAUUCAAUUUACAGUACAUUCAAUAUGUUGACAAUCUGGAUGGAAACACUACGUGGCCUUCCGUUUAUUGUAACGCUGCGAAUCAUUGGACCUAUGAAGGAGCAUUAGUGGUCUCCGCCGGAUGCAUUUCAGUGAUCUACUGGCCAUGA
Molecule: messenger RNA, 1098 nt
Organism: Caenorhabditis sp. 36 PRJEB53466
Lineage: Eukaryota; Metazoa; Nematoda; Chromadorea; Rhabditida; Rhabditidae
Source: the annotation of a GenBank genome assembly